AGCGCACACACACUCAGCCUGUCCUUAAACUCCAAACACAUACCUUGUCCUGUAAACAUAUCCACCAUGCAAGAGGAGAUGCUGUCAGGAUUUCAACAGGCAGGGACAGAAGUUUGAAACCCUAUAAGCAGAAGGGGAAUCAUCAUAUAUCUAAGAGGCACCUGGAUUCAUACAAGCACACUUUACAUGCUGCUUAAGAUUAUAAAGUUGCAAUCUGCUAGUCCCGGACCUGCCUAAUGGACUAUGCCAAAGGAUGAGGAAAUUCCGUGCCCGCCUCCAGGGUAUCCUGACUCAUGCAAGUGAUGUAGACACUCAGGAAAAACCUGGAACUGGGCUCACUGUGAUGAUGAAGUUUUAGUAGUAAAUCGUGACGACCACACAGACUCCAUCUGACAAACCCAACACAGCCCAGCCAAGCCUAACCCAGCUUAGCCGGGAGGUUCUCUGAAUACAUGGAUGUACGAGGCACAGGGGGAGCACAAUCUGUCGUUCCCAAUCCUGGCUCCCAGCACAAAAUGAGAGAUUUUCCCUCCCCACCUUUUCCCUGAGGUCAACCCAACACAACGCCACCCUGAUAAGUCCGACUUAGCCGGGCCCUCGAGUUUCAAUGCUCCACACCGCUCUAAGAUGAAGUUAUGGAAAGGGGCCAUUCUCGCCUUCAUCCUCAUUAGCACUGCUGUCUUACUCCGGCUUAACAAAACCAUGCUGCCUCCUGGGUCCAUCAAGCCCCGGGCUUCGGAACCGUCCACGCAUCCUUCGUCAGCAGGACUACCACCACCACCAUCAGCACCACCGUCAUCAUCAUCAUCAUCCUUACACAGGGAGAAGGGUCUUCGGCGGGUGGUCAGAUCAACAGACGGCAUGGGCUCUCUCCUAUCAGAGUUUUCCUACUUGUUCCAGAGCUUCACAGAGGGCGAGCUACAGAGGGUGAUCAGGAUGCUGGUGGACAGGAAGACCAAGAGGUUAGGCGCGGUCGUGGUGAGUGGACGGGGCAGGAGGACCAAGAGGGCAAGGAGGGGCCCAAACCCGUGCAAGUUGCACCAGAAGCAGCUGAGGGUGAGUGACCUUGGCCUGGGCUAUGACAGCAACGAGAUUGUGCUCUUCCGCUACUGCAGUGGUAAGUGCACCAGCCGCCGCCGCAACUAUGACAUGGUACUGGAGCACAUGCGCCUCAAUGAGCCGCAGAACCAGAAGGGCAAGGCCCGGAGCACAGAAAGCGCCAAGAGGGACCGUGCACGCUAUAGCCCCUGCUGCAGACCCACCAAGUAUGAGGAGGAUAUGGUGUUCUUCGACAACAAUGAAAGGUUCUCCAUCAUUCAGAAUGUGUCAGCCAGUGAGUGCAGGUGUGUUUGAUGCUGCAGGAAACGGAGAAACAGAGGAUGCAGGCAGUUACGGUGGAAGCUUCAGAGAGCGAGGUGGUGAAAGAGGUCACAGUAACGUGGAAUGUUCCAAAUGCUCUGAACAAGCUCACUGUAGCGACACAGAUUGUGAAGCUCUGUGAAGCUUCACAGAGGCUGCAGUCAACUCCAUGGUAACAAAGGAGUAUUCAGAGUAACUACAGUCAACUCCAUGGUAACAGUGCUGUAAUGCUGUAACCAUGAAAGUGUACAUGAAGAUGAACUCUGUGUACGUCAUAAUGAAAACCACAGAAGCCAUAGCAGGCAGGAAGGCUAUGUCUGACAUUCAGGCAGUAGAGAUGCUUUGCAGACAGCUGGAAUUUUUGGACACUUGUUUUGUCUGGUCCACUUGCUUCAUGGGUCACUUCAGAACGUGCUUUCAAGAGAUCUUAAGAGAAAAACAUAAUUUCUACAAUGUGAUGAGACCUGUAGUACAUGCUUUCAGUGCUGAGACACUACCCUUGCCUUCCACUGAACAUGAAACUGAUGCUGAGUGAAGACUACAUCCUUGAAAUUCAGGAUAACCUCACGUCAGUCAUUUUAACACGGACAGAGAUUUUACACUUGUGAAGAAGUGUACCGAAUUGUCUUUUGUCACAAAUGCUAUGAGAAUACUGAAGUCUGAUGUUAAACAAAGCUACCUCAUUUACUUUGGGUUAGAGAUAUAUACAUGCAAUGAAUCUAGCUGCGCUACACCCACUCUCCAGGGGUCGACUAUUCACUGAUAGAAAUCAGUGAAACAGACAUAAUCACACACAGAGAUACACACACACUUAAACUCCUGUGUGUCUUCUCAGGUCAGAUACUGUACACAACAUCCUGCAUUGUCACUUGAAGAAAACAAGCAUUAAAUCACAUGCUCUGUUUUUAUUUUCUUUUUAAAGCCUUUUCAAAACCGUUUUGGGUCUCACAAGACCCAAACCCUCUCUAUAAGAAACCACUUCAGCCCAAAUCUGGAUGCAACAAAAAAGAAAAUAUACUUCAUGUGGUCGCCUUUAACAAAGUGGAGCAUACUAUAUACACUCAUGCGCAACAGUUUGGCUCCACCAUGACAUGAUUUGUCAAUUGUAAAAGUAAGUUAACAUAUCAUCUACAGAGAACACACA
Messenger RNA from Colossoma macropomum (tambaqui), 2503 nucleotides. RefSeq names its product neurturin. Bases 628 to 1353 code for a protein of 241 amino acids. The transcript is spliced from 4 exons. Gene Ontology annotation, molecular function: growth factor activity; glial cell-derived neurotrophic factor receptor binding; receptor tyrosine kinase binding. The record is from RefSeq and is a predicted model, not a curated record. Lineage: Eukaryota; Metazoa; Chordata; Actinopteri; Characiformes; Serrasalmidae.